AUGUUUGAAAAAAUCUGGAUCUGCCCCUAUCGUUCGCCAAUCACGAAAGACAAUGAUAAGAUCCAGCGAUGGGAAGGUCAAGAUAUAAUAAACUCAAGCCGCAUCGACAAGUUGUACCUCGAAAACGCUCUUGCGUGCAUUGCCGCCACGACGACUGGUGUGCGAAUGAAUGCGUACAAGCGAGUCUUUACAGAACUCAGAUCGCCUAUAGAAGUCGUUCAUGAGAAACAUGAAAACAGGACCAUUCAACAGAUACGAACGGCCUAUGAGCGCGAAGGAUGUCCCACUCCUUGGGACAUCGCCGUAGACGACGCGUUUGAUUCGCGAGGCCAUAGUGCCGAACUUUGCAAGGUUCUCGCCGUCGACCUUAGGACCAAGCUCUGUAUCCAUACAGAAGUCGUGAGCCGCAGGGAGGCAGGUAAGCUGGGAAAACAUCAACCACCUCAAACUGAGAGAGAGUUCGUUUCAAGGAAUGUCAGUGGAGCCAUGGAGGAGGGCUUUCGCAGGUUGCUGCGGUGGUUGAGAUCGAGGGAUAUCCCUGUUGGCUCGAUUUCAACCGACCGCAGCGCCAUGUACGGGAAAGAGAUCGAAUUGUACAACGCGGAGUCCCGCCAAAACAUCGAAUGGCAUCUGGACCCAUGGCACAUGGCCAGAUAUGUCCACAAAAAUCUUCAGACGGUAUCUAAAAAAUGCUUCGAUGAACCAGGAAGAAAUUUGCAUUAA
This is a messenger RNA of Cylicocyclus nassatus, 723 nucleotides long. The record is from the annotation of a GenBank genome assembly. Lineage: Eukaryota; Metazoa; Nematoda; Chromadorea; Rhabditida; Strongylidae.